This is a messenger RNA of Ziziphus jujuba (common jujube), 1414 nucleotides long. RefSeq lists its product as uncharacterized. The coding region runs from base 301 to 1101 and encodes 266 amino acids. The transcript has 4 exons. The record is from RefSeq and is a predicted model, not a curated record. NCBI's taxonomy places the organism in Eukaryota, Viridiplantae, Streptophyta, Magnoliopsida, Rosales, Rhamnaceae.
UUAAAACCCACCUGAUACUGCAAGCGGAUAGAGUCCAAAGCCUCUGGUCUUGGUUUUCAAAAAUUGACAGAGUUGCAAUUUUUGUUUUUGCACAAGCAAAUAUUCUCUAUUUUUUAAAAUAAAGGAGAAUAUAAGCAUUCCCUUGGAUGUCUGAUUUUUUGUACAACAUUUUGAAAAUUUCAUGCAUCUGAUCUGAAACUCUUCAGUAUCUGGAAAAGUGGGUUUUGAUUUUUAUUUUGAGCAGUACCAAGAUUAAGACCAAGAAUUUUCUGCAGAGGAAAAAAACCAGAGGAAGAGAAAAUGUUGGCCAGUACUCAAGAAGACAGAACAUGGAGUGAUAAGAAGAUGGAAGGAGAUGACGGUGUGAGAACUGUAGAGUGCCUAAGAGGAAGACUUCUAGCAGAGAGACAAGCUUCAAGGACUGCAAAAGAGGAUUCAGAAAAAAUGGCCAAGAAAUUGAUGGAGUUAGAAAACCUUCUAAAAGAAGAAAUCAAGCAAAGGAACAAAGCUGAAAAGAAGCUUAAAUUCAUGAAGAAGAAGCUUGAAUCUUUAAAGACUUCUUCAUCAACAGAGCGUUCAAGUUCUUCCGAGAACUCCAAAGUUUCUUGCAUCCAAUCGACAAGUAGUACUUCAGCCCCAAAUGAUCGAGAAGAAGAAAUUGAAUCCAAAUUCCAGGCUACAGGCUCAGUAGCUUCACAAGAAUCAAGCCACAAUGAUUCACAAACCGCAAAAUCUAACUUAAACCAUGAAAACCCCUCAACUUCUUCUACUUCCCAAUCUAGUUCCAGCUCAGAAAAUUCUUUCCCUGAAGAAUUCUGCCAAAACCCAUCUCAGAAAUCUCAAGAUUCGAAGCCUGAUUACAACAGCUCUUCAGAGUUUAAAUCUUCAGUAUCAGAGCACGAGAAUUACAAUGAAGAAAAUGUGGAUAACUCGCUUGCACUAGUUCCAGUGAGUUUGCCUUCGAUCUCUCAGACUGCUGAGGUUAAACCAGUUCCAGUCCAUCAAAGUGUUAGAGAAGUUCUUGAAACACUAAGACAUGCCAGAGAAAAUAUCCAGAGCACAAUGGAGAGCAGAAGAAUGAUUAGAGUUGGUCCAGUUUAAAACACAGAUAAGAAAAUCAAUUUUCCUUUUAGAUAAUAUAGAAUACUCAAAACCUAAACUAAUGUAUUACGUUUUAUGCAAAAAAAGAAUAUAUAUAUAUAUAUAUAUUAAUGAUUUAGCAGUGUAAGAAGAAGAGGAUGAAGAAGAACAUGUAUUUUUGUGGAUGUAAUAAUUUUGCUUUUAACUCACAGAUAGCAUGUGAAAGUGGGGUGGGAUUUGAUGUUUUGGUUUUGGGCCCCAAACUUGCUUCCAAAUAUGCUUUUCAGCACCAGUAAAUUGAGUUUUUGUUGAAAAUGGGGUCAGAAUUGAGGUA